CCGCCUUCUGUAACUCUCUUCUCACACGAUGCUGCACACGACUGGAGGCGCUUGACUCCUCCUCCCUCGCGCUCGCUGUAUUUUUCUUUUCGCUACUGCAACGCCAAACCACGAAUGCAACCCGCCUUUUACAUGGUGGCUACGGAGAGAACGCCCGCCGCGCUUCGCUGCACUGCUGUACUGACAAAUUCCCCUUUUGGGACUCGCUUUGCCGACGGAUGAAGGAUAAAUCUCACGACGGCCGCCCCGGCGCGGCAAAGGCGAGGCUGUGGCGCGCGAGUUUGGGGCCUGUCUCGCCGAGGCGUCUGAGCAAGGCCCGAGGCGAGAAACGGGUUGAAAGUUUCAAGUCGACGGCGCGGUUGCUCGACCUGCUCGGUGCCAUGGCGGCAGUGGACGAUCCGAGGUGGCCAGCCGCGCGCCUCGUCUCCACUCUGCUGGGAUCCGGUGGGUCAAGGGCGAGGGAGGCCAGCUCGCCAGUCUGUGUGGCACGCCGGCCGUCAUGAAAAGGAAAACAGACUUCCAACCCGCUGCCACGGGCUGACAGGUGUGCUGUGGAGAAUUGGGGGAGGGGGCCUGGCGCUCGAGUUAUUGUGUCCAAGCUCCCAGUGGUCCCAAAGUGUAGGCGCGUGGCUUGACUAGGUGCGGUGCACUUUCCGAGACUGUGCUUGGGUGUGAGUGGGUGGGGGGUGUGUGCAAACAGGAUGUGGGAUCCAUCAAUCUUGCGCCGUCAUCUUCGCUCCUGGCGGCAAUAUCACACACUCACACACUGUCCGGGCCAGCGAGCGAGGGAGCGGCUCCAUCUUCUGGCCGCCCCUGUCCCGGUCUCAUCUUUACUUACUCUCUCGCUCUACUCCGCACUCUUUCCCACCUACUCUCCCCGCUCAUUUCGGCUUUCUAGUGAUCGUGUCUUCGCCUCCUUUUGUUUUUCUGAAUUUUUGCAUUUUGCAUUUUUUUUCUGAUGUUCUAGAACACAACGUAAGCCACCUGCGUCUUGUGCCUCGUCUGCAUCGCUGGGGGAACCCGCACACUCCUUCAUACCCCUCGGCCCUCACCCGCUCACACGCUGGUUCUGGUGCUCCUCCCACCCCCAACAGAGCCCACGCUCUCGACGCUUCACUCUCUCCCUUCUCUCCACUACCGAGAGACAGACUGAUCCGCCCCUGGCGCUAGCGACCAAUUCGUCCGCCUGCUCGCCACCUGCAGUCUCCCGCGCUGCUUCUCUCUCCUUGCUGCUAGCCCCUCGGCGUGCACCACGAGAGAACGAGAAAGUAAAAAAAGUAAAAUAAAAAAAUAGCCCGCAGAUGCUGCGAGCAUAAUACCCACAAUCCGGCUUCUCCUGUUCGCGCUGGCUGCUGGCUGCGCACACCCCCCUCCCCUCCCCUCCCCUCCCCUCCCAGUCCCGC
This is a messenger RNA of Gaeumannomyces tritici R3-111a-1, 1403 nucleotides long. RefSeq lists its product as hypothetical. NCBI's taxonomy places the organism in Eukaryota, Fungi, Ascomycota, Sordariomycetes, Magnaporthales, Magnaporthaceae. Bases 219 to 503 code for a protein of 94 amino acids. The record is from RefSeq and is a predicted model, not a curated record. The transcript is spliced from 2 exons.